Messenger RNA from Zygotorulaspora mrakii, 1164 nucleotides. It is a transcript of the gene TIP41, whose product is annotated as Tip41p. Gene Ontology annotation, cellular component: cytosol. Gene Ontology annotation, biological process: TOR signaling. The coding region runs from base 1 to 1164 and encodes 387 amino acids. The record is from RefSeq and is a predicted model, not a curated record. NCBI's taxonomy places the organism in Eukaryota, Fungi, Ascomycota, Saccharomycetes, Saccharomycetales, Saccharomycetaceae. The transcript has a single exon.
AUGGCAGAAAAGAGGGACAUAAGGAGGGGUCCUGGUAUUCGCACAGUGGAGAUAAAUGCAGCAAGACAAGUACAUGCUAGAACUGUAAGGGCCCGUAUCCCAAUAGACAUAGGGGCUAUUGAUAGUCAAGAGCCGGCAACAAGUACUGCGAUUUCGGCACCAAGAUUCGUGCAGCCUGCCUUACCACAAUCCUCCAGACAGCCAUCAGCUGCCCAUAGCCACGUAAGGCAUACAUGUAACAAUCCGAGAAACCCACCAUGUGCUCAUUGUGGAACUAUGAUAGUGCCAUCACCUGUUGCAACUUUACCAUUAGAAGAUCACCCAUCAUUAACGAUAAAUAAUUGGACUAUAUCAACAAAGAAAAAACCGAUUUUGAACUCACAAGAAUUGGAAGAUUGGGAAAACAAUAAGUUAAAAGGGCUCACUUUACCGGAGAUGAUAUUUGGUAACAGCUUUGUGCGGAUACAAGAAAAGACCCGCAAUUGGUCGAUAGAAUUUAACGCAUUAGAUGCAUUAAGAGAAGUUAAAUUAAAAGAUUCUGGGAUUAGAGUUUCUUAUUCAAAGAAAUGGAUGGAUUCCAAACAGCAAAAGCAAAGGCAACAACAAAGACUGAGUAUUGCACUGGGCUCUUCACAACCGCUGUCAGACAUCGAUGACUCGGCUUUACAGAUCGCUCGCCAUUAUGACUGGACCUACACAACAAAGUACAAAGGUACUGAAACUUCUGGCAGUAAAAAAUAUAAAUUUAAAAAGGAUGAUUCACAAACGUUACCUAUUGACAAGUUGGCAAGGCCAGAUCACAUUUUGUUUUAUGAUGAUAUGAUAUUAUUCGAAGAUGAAUUGGCUGAUAACGGUAUCUCGAUUUUUAAUAUUAAAAUUAGAGUGAUGAACGAGAGACUCUUGCUAUUAAGUCGUUUCUUUCUUAGGGUAGAUGAUGUUUUGAUCCGAGUAGUAGAUACUAGAAUUGUUGUUGAAUUUGAUGAAAAUAAAGUUAUCAGAGAAUAUAAGGAAAUGGAAGGAGAUUACAAGACUCUUUUGACAAAGCACAAGAUGUCUCAUUCUCAUGACCCAAAAGCUGCUUUGAGAGAUAGUAAUUGGGUCGCCGCGAAUAUCCCACUCAUCACUAGAGAAUGCGAAAUACUGAACCUAAAUGACCCAAAUUAA